Molecule: messenger RNA, 1382 nt
Organism: Lontra canadensis (Northern American river otter)
Lineage: Eukaryota; Metazoa; Chordata; Mammalia; Carnivora; Mustelidae
Product: sialic acid-binding Ig-like lectin 8
Biological process (GO): cell adhesion
Cellular component (GO): plasma membrane
Molecular function (GO): sialic acid binding
Source: RefSeq, a predicted model, not a curated record
CCCUCCAUCUCAAAGAUGCUGCUGCCGCUGCUUCUACCCCUGCUCUGGACAGGUGAGUGGGCCGAGGGGAGGGGGCGAGGUGGGCGGGCUGCUGCUGACCCUCCAUUCUCCACAGGGUCCCUGGCUCAGGGCUUGGAAUUCCAGCUGCUGGUGCAGGAGACGGUGAAGGUGCAGGAGGGCCUGUGCGUCUCCGUGCCCUGCCGCUUCUCCCACUCCAAAAUGUUCUGGACCGAGUCUUUCCCAGCGUUUGGCUACUGGUUCCAGGAAGGGGCCAGUGUAUACCAGCAUGCUCCGGUGGCCACAAACAAUCCAGGUCGUAAAGUGCAGGAGGAGACCCAGGGCCGAUUCCACCUCCUCGGGGACCCCGGGGCCUACGACUGCUCCCUGGACAUCAGAGAUGCACAGAGAAGGGACUCGGGGACAUACUUCUUUAGGGUGGAGAGAGGGUCUUCUGUGAGAUAUAAUUACCUGCAGAAUCAGCUCUCCGUGUUUGUGACGGCUCUGACACAGACACCUGACAUCCACAUCCAGGGGUCCCUAGAAUCUGGCCACCCCAAGAACAUUACCUGUAGCGUGCCAUGGGCCUGUGAGAGGGGGACACCCCCCACCUUCUCCUGGAUCGGAGUUGCCCUCCCCUCCUGGGGCUCCAAGGCUCCCCACUCCCCCGUACUCACCCUCACCCCGAGGCCCCAGGACCAUGGCACCAACCUCACCUGUCGAGUGACCUUCCCCGGAGCUGGUGUGAGCACGGAGAGGACUGUCCAGCUCAACGUGUCCUAUGCUCCACACAACCUGACCAUCCACACCUUCAGGAGAAACAGCACAGGUGGGAGAGGCCCUGGGGCACCACGGAAGUCUCAGAGGUAUCUCCUGUUCCUGUCCCCAAAUCUCUGGGGGCACCUGGCCUCUAAUCCUCACCCUACUCAGAGGGGCCCUCAUGGGGGCUGGCUUCCUUUUGACCUAUGGCCUCACCUGGAUCUACUACACCAGGUUCAGAGGCUCCAAAGAGAGUAAGGCUGCAAGUUGUAACUGAGCCCUCUUCCUCACGGUGGUGCUGCUGACCGGAGGAUGAGAUCUGUCAAACUACAGAUCCUCGCCCCAGAGACUCACUCCUGUACAGCUCUGUGGAGCAAGGGGUUCCUGGGGGACUGGACCCUGCCUCCUCUCCAGGAAUCAGGUCUCUCUACCUCUGGCCAUUAAGACUCUUCCUGCUGGUUCUGCAUCCGUGGUGAGGAGGACACAGAUGGAUUUUUGUUAUAAUUAAUUUGAAUUAGGCAUACCCUGUGUAAUAUGCUGCUUCUGUGUGUUUAUCUUGGAUAAGCCCAAACUUCAACCCCACAAUACAGUGCUAUAAAUCUCAAAAUAUAUCAUUUUUUAAAACA